CCGCAGUCCCUGCUUCAAAAUUUAAUUUAUUUAAAAUUCAAAUAAAUCCCAAAAGGCCAAACCAUACCACCCUCCCUCUCCAAAAUACUGCGUCUGUUUCUCUGUUUACCUUCUUUUCCACUUUCAUGCACCAAACGCCACUUCUUCACCCAUGCCUCGAUCUCAGAUUGGACACUUGGUUGCUGUAAAUAAGAAUCUCGAAGAGGUGGCUUCACUCCCUAAGCUCCCCCUCUUUCACGGCCCUAAUUUCAUCGGCCGGAACGAUGUUUCCGUUCCCGAUAAGAGACUCAGCCGCAAACACAUUGCUUUAACCACCUCCCCUGACGGCUCCGCCGAUUUACUCGUCGAAGGGACUAACCCAGUGGUCAUUAGGUCCGGCGAGGUGAGAAAGAAGCUCGUUUCCCGCGAGAAAACAGCUAUUAACAAUGGUGAUAUCAUAGAGCUGAUUCCAGGUAAUCACUUGUUCAAAUAUGUAUCAGCUUCAACUGGUGAAAAAAAGAGAAAUUUUAGUGAAGCUAAUAGCAAUGAACAAAGCCCGAAACUUUCUGGAAAGAAAAUACGAAAUCAAGGUCCCAAAAAUGAAGAAAAUUCAGCUGACAAAUUGAAGGCAGAGGACAAAAACAGUAAUCAAGAGCAAAACUCUGUCGAGGCGAUUCGGGGUUUUUGCGUUUCGAAUGAUAAGUUGCCGCAUACAUUUCGAUUAUUGAAAGUUCAAGGCUUGCCAACAUGGGCAAAUACUAAUUCUGUUUCUAUAGGGGAUGUGAUUGAGGGUGAUGUUCUACUCGCAGUCCUCUCAAAUUAUAUGGUAGAUAUUGAUUGGUUAAUAUCAGCAUGUCCGAAACUUGCAAAAAUUCCCAAUGUAUUGGUUAUUCAUGGAGAAGGUGAUAGCAGGCUGGAUCUUAUGAAGAGAAGCAAGCCUACCAAUUGGAUUCUGCACAAGCCGCCCUUACCUAUUUCAUUUGGGACACACCAUUCGAAGGCGAUGGUCCUUGUGUAUCCUCAAGGAGUGAGAGUUAUUGUUCAUACAGCAAACUUAAUAUACGUUGACUGGAAUAAUAAAAGUCAAGGUUUAUGGAUGCAAGAUUUCCCUUGGAAAGAUCAAAGUAACUCUACGAAAGGAUGUGGAUUUGAAAAUGACUUGGUUGACUAUCUCAGCACACUGAAGUGGCCCGAGUUCACUGCUAAUUUACCGUCUCUGGGAAACUUCAACAUCAAUUCCGCCUUCUUCAAGAAGUUCGAUUUCAGUGAGGCAAAGGUUCGACUAAUUGCAUCCGUCCCUGGAUAUCAUACGGGUUCCAAUCUGAAAAAAUGGGGCCAUAUGAAGCUGCGAACUGUUCUCCAAGACUCUGUUUUUGAUAAAGAGUUUCAGAGAUCUCCUCUAGUUUAUCAGUUCUCCUCCCUCGGUUCAUUGGAUGAGAAAUGGAUGGCUGAGCUAGCAUCGUCAAUGUCAUCAGGCUAUUCAGAAGAUAAAACACCCCUCGGUAUAGGGGAGUCGUUAAUAAUAUGGCCCACUGUUGAAGAUGUCCGAUGCUCCUUAGAGGGUUAUGCAGCUGGAAAUGCAAUUCCGAGUCCACUUAAGAAUGUCGAAAAAGGAUUCUUGAAGAAGUAUUGGGCAAAGUGGAAGGCCAGCCAUACCGGGCGCUGUCGUGCAAUGCCGCAUAUCAAGACAUAUACACGCUACAAGGGACAAAAUCUGGCUUGGUUCUUACUAACUUCAGCAAACCUUAGCAAAGCUGCCUGGGGCGCCCUUCAGAAGAACAAUUCUCAGUUGAUGAUCCGUUCUUACGAGCUGGGUGUGCUAUUUUUACCAUCUCGUAUCAAAGUAGACGGUCCCAGUCGUGAAUUUUCCUGCACUGAUAAGGCAGGUUCAUCAAAGGGUACCGGUAAAUCAAAGUCACCCGGAAAUCCCAUACCAGCAAUGACGAAGCUAGUUACACUUGCUUGGCAAGGAAGCAAGACAUCCGAAGUAAUUCAAUUGCCUGUACCAUACGAACUCCCUCCUGAACCAUAUUCAUCCCAAGAUAUUCCAUGGUCAUGGGACCGGCGAUACAGUAAGAAGGAUGUUUACGGUCAAGUUUGGCCUCGAUAAGUUCAACAGUAGUGCUGUUUAAAUGAAUCAUCAUCUUCAUUGUUGAUUUCUUUUAGAUUUUUGCCCAUAUGGAUUUUGUAUAGUGUAGGGCUAAACAAAAACCAAGAAAAUUGAAAACUGUAGUUUCAUUUGGUUUUGGUUCGGUUA
Messenger RNA from Gossypium arboreum, 2236 nucleotides. Its product is annotated as tyrosyl-DNA phosphodiesterase 1. The coding region runs from base 152 to 2089 and encodes 645 amino acids. Gene Ontology annotation, molecular function: single-stranded DNA binding; protein binding; double-stranded DNA binding. Lineage: Eukaryota; Viridiplantae; Streptophyta; Magnoliopsida; Malvales; Malvaceae. The transcript has 16 exons. Gene Ontology annotation, cellular component: nucleus. The record is from RefSeq and is a predicted model, not a curated record. Gene Ontology annotation, biological process: double-strand break repair; single strand break repair.